Bombus terrestris (buff-tailed bumblebee) is the source of this 5046-nucleotide messenger RNA. Its product is annotated as protein charybde. The coding region runs from base 355 to 828 and encodes 157 amino acids. Gene Ontology annotation, biological process: apoptotic process; regulation of TOR signaling; negative regulation of signal transduction. The transcript has 4 exons. The record is from RefSeq and is a predicted model, not a curated record. NCBI's taxonomy places the organism in Eukaryota, Metazoa, Arthropoda, Insecta, Hymenoptera, Apidae. Gene Ontology annotation, cellular component: cytoplasm.
GUCAUCAGGUCGGCAAAUCAGUUGUGUCGAUGCUGAGUGCAAGUAGAGAGAUAUGUUAUUUUUGUCAGUAUAGUGUUGAAGCUUUCAGUGAAAGUUGAGGAGAAAGGACUGUGACUGUUAUCGCUGCUCCUAUUUAAACAAUUGAGAAAAGUCAUUUUGCCGGCAUUACGAAACUUGUUAAAUCGCCACCAUUGAAAAUAGAAUAUCGAAACUCGGAAUACAUUCGUAGCGCUGAAGAAAUAAUCCUACUAUUGUAUAUUAUAAGAAGGUCAUUGUGACAUUAUUAGUUGUGUUCUGUGUCUCCCUGACUCUUUGUGGAUAUUUCUGUGCGUGUCUGUGCAAUAUCUCUCAAAUAUGGAGGUUUUGCCAUGUCCUGUAAAUGUGGAUUUUAAUAACACGAGAGCCGGAACAGUGGCCGAAGAAUUUGACGGAGCUUGUCAGGCUCUAGCAAAACGAUUGGAAGUUGAACUUAGGCGAGCAAAACAUGUACAGUUAGCAUGCGGGGAAGUUCUGUUACCUUCUGAUCUUUUACCUAGAAUUGCUAAAACUGUACUUAGCAUGGCUGAGAACGAACCUUGCGGCCUUAGAGGUUGCACCUUGUUUAUUAGCUUCGAAACAGAUAGUGUAUGCAGGAAAUUGUCAAAGAUACAAUGUGAUCCUAAUACAGUAUCAACAUUUGAACUUUAUUUGACUUUGAAACAAGAUCAUACAUCUUGGCAUAUUCUGUUACCUCAGUUUUUGAAAAAUCUUACACGGGGAGGUACUAUUAUGAUCAGUAGAGAUUACACUUUAGAGAAAAAAAAAUUAUAUAGAUCGUAUCAGCAAUGAAUGAUACCACUAUGUCCAGGAGUCAUUGCAUGAUUGUCUUGAUAAUUGUGAUUAUUCGAAGCUCCUCUAAUUAUAAGUAGGCUCCAAUGUGGCCUUUUUUACUUUCCACACAAAAUAAGCAGAUCAAUUUUUCUGAUGUGCUUAUAUUUCGCGAUAUAUUUCAUUUAACGGUAGCUAACAUAAGGAACGAGUAACAGAAAAGUAAAGUAUAAUGUAAAGAGAAGAGCGAGGAAGAAAGAGGCAGAAUCUGUGCGUUUUGACAAUUGUGAUAGUAAAGCAUAAAAAGAUUUGUAGUAUUGUUAAGGCUGAAAAGUUUCUUUACGUGAUUUCUAGAUUUUGAAUAUUGCCUGACAUUUGUAAUUCGUUUUAAAUAUAAUUGUUUCUUUAUAUGUAAGUGUAAACAUAUCUGAUCAAUCAAUGCUGCAGAUUAGAAUUUCUAUAAUAAUGUAGAUAGUGUGUUUUAUGAAUUAAUUUUAAAAAUAUUUGGUGAUACAAAUUUCUAGAUUUGCGUAGGGGGACAUUCUCUCAUAAGAGAUGUAAACUGUAUCUUCGUUUAACGAAGAAAUGACUUGGUAUGUAAGACUUGUAACAAUAGUUUGUUUGCGUUUACACGUAAUAAUGCGAUAAAAUUUAAAUCAACUUUUCUUGAUUAGUAACAAGAAUAAAAAUAAUUAAACUAUAGAAGUAGUAAUAAGAAUAGAUAUGUAGUUUCAAAAAUGCCAAUGGAUAUCUAAAGUAAUUUCAUUUGAUACAAAUAGAUUUGUACAAUUUCACCUGACCUAAUUUUCUUCUAUGAUGUAUCCCUUUUUAUCUAUUAAUUAAUUAUCAAUUGAUGUAAUUUAUCUAUCUUUCUGUAUACACAUACACAUACAUGUAACCCAUUUUUUCAAUUAUUUCAUUUUCAAUGUCUCAAUGUGAUUUUCUUGUAUGAAAAAUCUUAAUACUCUUAGAUAUCGAUUGGUGACAAUGUUGUGAUAGUAAUAAAACAAAAAAACACAAUUGACAUAAAAUAGGAAUCUGUACAAUAAUAUUUUAGAGGAUUGGACAUACAUGCAACUUCUUCAAUAUCUGUAAUAUCUAUAAUUCCGAGAAACAGUUUGUCUAAUUAUGAUAUUGUCGGUUUAUUAUUAUUAUCAUCUUAUAUAAUUAUAUUAUUUUAAUCAAAUAAGCUUCGUUUAUGAAAUUUAAAAUGACUGUAUUGGAAGAGAAAACGAAAAAAUAUGUAGGAGCAACCACGUGUAUGACUUUAUAAGACUGAUCAGUGUUAGAAUUUCAAGAUAAUAUUUGUACGCGUGUAAAAGUAUUCGGAACGAUAAAGAAGAGAUAUUGAAUCGCACACCGAAUACAGAUCGAAGAACUUUGGACAAGUUUCGUGAAUUAAAAGUAGUUGAAAACAAAACGUUCUCCCUACGCUUGUUAUAAUAACAAAGAAAUUAGAAGAAAAAAGAACACCUGAUUCUAUUGAUUACGUAGGAGUAAUCAGAGUAUAAGACGCUGUUACAUAUAUUUUGUACUUCAUUAAAGACAUUAGAAGUAUAGUGUGUGUAUGUGUGUGUGUGUGGAGAGAGAGAGCGUAUGGGUAUGCGCGCGCGCGCGCAUGUAUUUAAUUUUUUAUAUUUGAUAUAUAUUGUUAAAUAUUAUUUGCUUAGAAAAAAUGUGGCGAAAAGUUGAGAAAAAUACAAAUUUUGAACGUUAUAUCUGAUAUGCAUUUCAUCUUUUUUUUUUCUUUCAUUAGUUCAUAUUCAUUUAAGUUCAUUCAUAUAUUCUUUUUCUUCUUAAUAAAAUUUACUCCACAUACAACUUUCAUUUGUAAAAUUUCCAUUACAUCGAACAUAUACAUAGAUCCUUUUAUCGAUUAAAUUGUUGUAGAUAUAUAAAACAUCUAGUUUUUCUUCAGCUCAAUACCGCCUAUAUGUGAUGUUGAUUCUAAUUUGUGAUCUUAACAAUAAACAAAGAUUAUAAAAAAUAUUUGUUUUAUUUACCCAUAUUUAUUUCAUUCGUUUCACAUUUAAAGUGUUCGAUUCAGGAUAGUCGCUGUGAUCUGGUAAAAUUGUACACAAGAUCUCUAUCCUGCAAAAUGAUACAUCUUACAUGAGAAUUCCUUCUUUUUUAUUUACUAAAAAUUGUUAUAAAAUUCUACAAAAUAUUUUUUCCACCUCUUCUACUUUUUGUAAAAUUUUAACUAACUUUACCUCUCCAAUGAUCGUUGGAGUGGUAUCUUCGCUGCUGUUUCCUUUUUCCAUGGCAAGAGUUUCAUUUUAUUUUGUUUUAAAUUUUUCGACAAUUGCUGAAUAUUUGUUAUGUUUUCCUGUUUACUAUCAUCCUUAUUGUUGCCAUUUUGCUUUGAAAUCUUUACCAAUAAGUCAGUCUUAUUCUUUUCUUUGAAAUUAUUUGGUCGAUCAUAUAUUCUUUCUGUUGAAUCUAUGGUAUGUUGUUCAGGCAUAGGUAAAUAGCUGUCGUUUUUCGAAUAACUAUUUGAUUUUUUCCUUUCAUUAAAUACUUUACAUGAUUUUUUUAUUUCAGAAGAUAUCAUCGUUCCCUCUUUAUUCUUUUGUUUUAAUUUUUCUUUGUUAAUAUAUCUUAAUUUUGUUUGUUGUUUUUGCGUGAUUCUAUUUAAUGGCUUCGUAGCAAUUAUCGAUGGUAAUGGGGGAAUAAAUGUUAGUGUAGGUGUUGAUUUUUGGAUAGAAAUUUGCGAUACCUUCCCAAAUAUCCAGGAGUCGACAGACGAAGGUUGCGGUUCGACAUCGACAAUCAAAUGUAUCGCCUUUCCAGUUGUAUCCUGUCUCCAAUAAGGAUCUAAUCUUAAGAAUAUCCACUAUAAGAAAAAGAGAGGAAGUAGGUAAAAAUUAGAGAAGUUAGAAAAUGAAGGAUACUCGCAUUGAACAACCGUAGCCAAACCACACGGGCACAUUCACUAUUGAAUUGGAACAGUUUCUUUUUGAAAUAAUAUUUUUCAAACACAUUUGCGAUUGCUGUGCUAACAAUUUCUUCGCGAAUAUAACCAAUUUGAUGUUCCGUUAAUUGGUCCUGUAGGAAAUCAUGCCACUUCAGUUCUUGAACGUCAGAUGGAAAUAAAUGAAACAUGCUGAGAAAUUGAUAUUCCAGCCAAUUAUAUACACUAUUUUCUUUCAAAUUUAAUGAAUUUAUUCUUCUUUCAUUCAUCUUUUUCUCUUUAUUCUAUAGAAAAAUAUUCAAUGAUAUUGUAAUUAGUCAUUCUUUAAAUCACUUAAUUGUUUAAUAUUAAGAUAUGAUACGUAUUUAUUAUAGUACAUUAUGCAGAUUGAUUUGAGUAUGAUAUGUAACAACUAUAAUAAAAUUCAACUACACAUACUUAACCUUUAAACGUUUUAUUUCUUUCUUUAUAUAUUUAUUGUCUCGAAGUAUUCUUUUUUUUCUCUUCGUAUAGAAUGUACAAUAAUAUGUGCGCAACAAAUAAAUAAAAUUUGUUGGCGCAGGGAAUUUCUUUACAAUCAAGGAAAUUACAUGUGUAUCAUCAUCGUUCGUGUUUUUUUUAUAAAUAAAUAUCUUAAACUCAGAAACGAUACAUAUAUACAUACCCACAUGCAUGUAUAUAUGUUACAAUGUACGAAGCAUAGGUAGAAAAAAGAAAAUUACGAGGUUAAAUACGUUUUACAUUAUUUAACAUGAGCCUCGAAAUGCAAUUUAUAUUUUCUACUUUGAUUUUUAUUAUAAUAGAAAUAUUUAACAAACAUUUAUUUUUUUAAUUUGUAUUGAUCGUAUUAUAUGACCUUUUAUAUAAAUCAGUUUAAUCACAUAGAAUAAUUCAAAUUACCUCAUGAAACAAGCAAAAAACGUAAAAGAAGAUACGAGGUAGAUUCGACAAUGUAUCUACGAUUAUUUCUUCGAGUCAACUCGACUUACAGUACUAUUACUUAGUUAUACCAUUUCUUUUUUUUUUUUUAAGAAAUUAACAAAUAUUUUACGAGAUGAUAACUCGAAACAAAAAUGCAAAUUUCUCAUACUGCAACUGUCAUUUUCCUACUGUAAUUCUUAAAUUCGAGCUUCUGCGUGAAUGAACACAAAUGACGAUAAGACCUCUUCGGUAUCGCGAAUACUUUCACGAUAUACACUCACGAUAAAAUAAUACUGAUUUCCUUGUUCACGCAUUGACCGCAUGUCUUCCUUGCUCAUUACAUGUUACUUGUUCUCCUACCGGUACACUGAUCGCAUACUUUGCACGGUUUAAUCACUGAAAAA